Humulus lupulus (European hop) is the source of this 477-nucleotide messenger RNA. RefSeq names its product 2S seed storage albumin protein-like. Gene Ontology annotation, molecular function: nutrient reservoir activity. The transcript has a single exon. The record is from RefSeq and is a predicted model, not a curated record. The coding region runs from base 1 to 477 and encodes 158 amino acids. NCBI's taxonomy places the organism in Eukaryota, Viridiplantae, Streptophyta, Magnoliopsida, Rosales, Cannabaceae.
AUGACAAGGCUCACAAUCCUAGCAGCAGCGGGUCUUCUUGUGGCAGUUCUCUUUGUCUUCAACACCUCGGUCAGGGCUCACCGGACAACCAUAACAACCGUGGAGAUCGAAUCCGAGAACCCAGAACCCUACCAGCGCUGCGAGGAGCAGAUCCGGCGCCAGAACUUGAGGCAGUGCCAGCAGUACAUAAGGGAGGGUCGAGGUCAGUACGGAGUGCUCGAGUUCAAUAGCGAAGCCGAGAAUUACAUCAGCUCAUCUCAGACGCAGCAACUCCAGCAGUGCUGCAAUCAACUGAAACGGAUGGACCAGCAGUGCCAGUGUGAGGCCAUGACUCACAUAAUGAGGCAGCAGAGGCGACAGCAGGGGCAGCAGCUCAGCGGUGAGCGGUUGCAGCAGAUGGUUCAGAGAGCCCAAAACUUGCCUAGAGUAUGCGGGUCUGGACCCCAGCAGUGCGAUGUGCGAGUAGACUUGUUCUAG